CGGAGCAGCCCCGGGCGGCGGGAGCAUGUCGGUGGCCGGCCUGAAGAAGCAGUUCCACAAGGCCAGCCAGUUAUUCAGUGAAAAAAUUAGUGGAGCUGAAGGAACGAAACUAGAUGAAGACUUCCAGGAGAUGGAAAGGAAAAUUGAUGUCACCAACAAAGUGGUGGCAGACCUCCUGUCAAAAUCCACGGAAUACCUCCAGCCUAAUCCAGCAUCCAGAGCCAAGCUGGGAAUGUUGAACACGGUGUCCAAGAUCCGAGGACAAGUGAAAACCACAGGGUACCCACAACCAGAGGGGCUGCUCGGAGACUGCAUGAUUCGGUACGGGAGAGAACUCGGAGAGGAAUCGACAUUUGGAGCUGCUCUGAUUGACGUGGGAGAGAGCAUGAAGCAAAUGGCCGAAGUGAAGGACUCCCUGGACAUCAACGUCAAACAGAACUUCAUCGACCCUCUUCAGUUGCUGCAAGACAAAGACCUGAAAGAGAUUGGGCACCAUCUCAAGAAACUAGAAGGUCGGCGUCUGGACUAUGACUACAAAAAGAAGCGUCUUGGAAAGAUACCAGAUGAAGAGGUUAAGCAAGCUGUGGAAAAGUUUGAGGAAUCCAAAGAGCUGGCGGAGAGGAGCAUGUUCAACUUUUUAGAAAACGAUAUAGAGCAAGUUAGCCAGCUGCUAGUCCUGGUAGAAGCUGCAUUAGACUACCACAAGCAAUCUGCAGAAAUCCUCGACGACCUACAGAGCAAGCUUCAGAACAGAAUAAACAUUGCAUCGAGUCGCCCCAGACACGAGUUCAAGCCAAAGCCGGCGAUAACGACAACCCUGGAAAUAAGCGACGCCCAACAGCACAACGGCGUUUCGUUUAGUUCGCCACUCAAAUCAACAGGUUCUUCGUUGCACAUGGACCAGCCCUGCUGCCAAGCCCUUUACGACUUUGAGCCCGAAAAUGAAGGUGAGCUUGGCUUUAAGGAAGGGGACAUCAUUACGUUAACCAAUCAGAUCGAUGAGAACUGGUACGAAGGCAUGUUAGAUGGCGAGUCGGGCUUCUUCCCCAUCAAUUACGUUGAAGUCAUGGUGCCGUUGCCCCAGUGAGCGCCUUGCG
This is a messenger RNA of Euleptes europaea (tarantolino), 1097 nucleotides long. It is a transcript of the gene SH3GL3, whose product is annotated as SH3 domain containing GRB2 like 3, endophilin A3. The transcript has 9 exons. The record is from RefSeq and is a predicted model, not a curated record. The coding region runs from base 26 to 1087 and encodes 353 amino acids. Gene Ontology annotation, molecular function: protein binding. Gene Ontology annotation, cellular component: presynapse; glutamatergic synapse; cytoplasm. Gene Ontology annotation, biological process: endocytosis; synaptic vesicle uncoating. NCBI's taxonomy places the organism in Eukaryota, Metazoa, Chordata, Lepidosauria, Squamata, Sphaerodactylidae.